Messenger RNA from Ilex paraguariensis (yerba mate), 564 nucleotides. NCBI's taxonomy places the organism in Eukaryota, Viridiplantae, Streptophyta, Magnoliopsida, Aquifoliales, Aquifoliaceae. The record is from the annotation of a GenBank genome assembly.
GAGAAAAAGAGAGAGAUGACAAAUCCUGAAGCUGAGCGACACCGAGUCAGAAACCGAGCCGUGGUUGCAGAACCUGUACGGUCUAAAGUUCCACUAAGAGUCCUACUCCAAGUAGCUUCAGUGGCGAGUGGAAUACAAUUCGGUUGGGCUCUGCAACUCUCACUAUUAACCCCCUACGUUCAAGAGCUUGGAAUUCCACACGCUUGGGCUAGUAUAAUAUGGCUCUGCGGCCCACUCUCAGGCCUUUUUGUCCAGCCUAUAGUGGGCCAUAUGAGCGACCGGUCCACCAGCCGGUUCGGCCGCCGGAGGCCGUUUAUUGUGGCCGGAGCGGUCUCGAUCGUUGUCGCCGUUCUCAUUAUUGGUCAUUCGGCCGAUAUCGGUUGGUUGUUCGGUGAUCGAGGCGAGAAGAAAAUGCGAGCUGUGGUUGCUUUUGUGCUCGGGUUUUGGGUGCUUGAUGUCGCUAAUAAUAUGACUCAAGGUCCUUGUAGAGCUUUUCUCGCUGAUCUUACUGCCAGCAGAUUCCAGUCCUCUGUUUGUCAUCCAUGUCUUGAACAUCUUCUCUGA